Aspergillus homomorphus CBS 101889 is the source of this 2400-nucleotide messenger RNA. Its product is annotated as high affinity methionine permease. The transcript is spliced from 5 exons. The record is from RefSeq and is a predicted model, not a curated record. Gene Ontology annotation, molecular function: L-amino acid transmembrane transporter activity. NCBI's taxonomy places the organism in Eukaryota, Fungi, Ascomycota, Eurotiomycetes, Eurotiales, Aspergillaceae. Gene Ontology annotation, cellular component: membrane. Bases 418 to 2046 code for a protein of 542 amino acids. Gene Ontology annotation, biological process: amino acid transmembrane transport.
UUUUGUUGGCUUUUUGACCUGUUGGUCAGUCUAUAGUUCUGCCUUCCACGUGAAUCGUUCGCUGCGGCUGGUAUACUAGCUUGGUGCUGUCCCUGGACCAGGAUAUAGAUCCCAGUCGCGCUUGCAUUGAACUUUCUCAUUCGUUUUGAUUUGUUGACCACCGGUGUUUUGUCUCAAUACGCACAGGCAAUCCUCUCAACGCUUGACCCCUCGGAGUUGCUGCUGGUUUGGUUGCCUUCGAUUGCAUCACAUUUAGUCGCAGCACACCAUCUCAUCUUAGGGUCUCGUGUCUCCGUCCGUAACCACCUCCUCGCCGGCUGGGCUCACUUGUCUUCUACGCUAUAUAUCUUGCGUCUUCUUCGAAGCUUUUCUUGAACGACCAAGGACGAGAUUUUCUGAUUCUAUUUCGACAUCGCAAUGGGUGAAAUCGAACCCGAGUCAGGCUAUAAGAUGCCCCUCGCCGGCGGCAAGCCUGUCGAGGAUGGUCUCCGAAGAGCCGACGGUGUUACCGGACUAUACGAGGGAAAUGUCUUCGAGGCCACCCCUGAUGACCGUCGUCAGAUCGGCGUGAUCAGUGCGUCCUUCUUGAUCUUUAACCGCGUUAUUGGUACUGGUAUCUUCGCCACACCUAGCACCAUUCUCUCACUUGCUGGCAGUGUCGGUUUGUCCCUCAUCAUGUGGGUCGUCGGCACAUUGAUUGCCAUGGCCGGUACGGCAGUCUAUCUCGAAUGGGGUACUGCAAUUCCUAAGAACGGUGGUGAGAAGAACUAUCUCGAAUAUGUCUUCACGAAGCCCAGGUUCUUGGUUACAGCCAUGUACGCGUCUUAUGCCGUUCUGCUGGGUUGGGCUGCGAGUAACAGCGUCGUCUUCGGCGAGUAUAUCCUCAAUGCUGCUGACGUCGAGGUCGGCCGUUGGAACCAGCGUGGUAUUGGGUUGGCGUGCGUCACGGUCGCCUUCUUGAUCCAUUCAUUUGCGGUCAAAUGGGGUCUCAUGCUUCAGAACGCGCUGGGAAUUGUCAAGCUUGUUAUCAUCAUCUUUGUCGUCGUGACCGGUUGGGUGGCUCUUGCUGGUCACAUGAAAAUCGAUAACCCUCCCCACAACUUCACGAAUGCUUUUGAGGGUACCACUGAAACUGGUUACGGCAUCGUCAUGGCGCUGUACAAUGUCAUCUGGUCCUUCAUUGGCUAUUCGAAUGCCAACUACGCCUUGAGCGAAACCAAGAACCCGACCCGCACCCUGAAGAUCGCUGCCCCAAUCGCCAUUUGCUCCGUCGGAAUUCUCUACAUGCUGUGCAACAUCGCAUACUUCGCCGCGGUACCCAAGGACCAGUUCUUGUCCUCUGGUCAGACCGUUGCUGCCACCUUCUUCGGCAAUAUGUUCGGUGAGCGGGCCGAGAAGGUGAUGUCCGUCUUUGUGGCUCUGUCGGCUUUCGGCAAUGUCUUGUCGGUGAUCUUCUCCCAGGGCCGCAUCGUUCAGGCUCUGGGUCGUGAAGGAGUUCUGCCCUUGUCGAAGUUCUGGGCCAGCAACCGGCCGUUCAACUCGCCCGCUACUGGUCUCUUCGAGCAUUGGGUUGUCUCCAUCAUCAUCAUGUUGGCACCUCCUCCGGGAGACGCCUACAACUUCCUGGUCAAUCUCAUCACGUACCCGCUGUCCAUUGUCAACGUGUUUGUGUCUGCUGGCUUGAUCUACAUUUAUCUGACCAAGUCGAAGAAGUUCCCGGAUUGGGCCCCAGGGAUCCGCGCCACCUUGCCCGUUACUAUCUUCUUCUUUCUGUCGAACGUCUACUUGGUGGUGGCUCCGUACAUCCCGCCCAGCGCGGGACAGAGUGUGUACAAGAGUCUGCCGUACUACCUGCACUGCGUGGUGGCGCUGGGCAUCUUUGCGCUUGGCGCCAUCUACUACGUGGUGUGGGCAGUCCUGAUGCCCCGCUUUGGAGGCUACAUCCUGGUCAAGGAGUCUGUGAUUGACGCCGAUGGCUGGUCCAGAAGUGUCUUCACCAAGAUGCCCGUGAACCAGGCUGCACAGUCGUCAGAGCAGCAGCAAUAGGCGCGCGCGUACGCGUCUGCCUUGAUCCAAGAAAUUGGCUCUGACCUGCAAACGAUCCCAACACUCGGGACAUUCUUUGUUACCUGAUGCUUUAUGAGGAACGAACGAUUCAACAUCAUCGCCGCUUAUGGCAUAAUCAUAAUGUUUACAUUAUUAUCGCAUUCAUGCGGAGUUUUUACGGACGGGUUUUUUUUUUUCUUGAUGGGAUGGAUGCAGCGAACAUGGUUCGGGACUUUCACAGUUUCAUUCAACAUUUACUUCUUAUAUUAUUUAGAUCCAUUCGAGAGAUACCAUUGCUACGGUGGCGUUCCGCUACCAUACUUCAAUUGAGACAAGAUUAUUUUGUGUGAUAGC